AGGAAUUAGAAAGGAUGAACAACUGUCACAAAGCCAGAGGGUUUGGUUUAUUAUAAGAAAGAGGCCAAGGCUUUGGGUUUUCUGACACUGAUUACAACAUCUUUGUUUCUCAACCAACACCGAAUCUCCACUCCAAGAUCGAGACAAGUUGCUGCAGUACUGAGUAGCAAAGAAAAUGAUGGCUACUUGCAAGGAAGGUAUACAAUGGAGUGGAAAUAAAAUGGAAGUUGACAAGGGUUUGAAAACUUUAGAGUGUUUAAGAGGAAGAUUGCUUGCAGAAAGACAGGCUUCGAGAUCAGCCAAAGAAGAGGCCGAGCUUAUGGGGGAAAAGUUGUUGAAGUUGGAGAAUCAGAUUAAAAAGGAAACAGAGCUAAGAAACAAAGCUGAGAAGAGGCUUAAACUCUUGAUAAAGAAGCUUGAAUCCCUCAACAAUGCUUCAACAUCAGUAACCUCAACUGCAUCAGAAAUUUCCACAAAUUCCUCACCAGAAAGCCAAGAAUCAAAAUCAGAGAAACUCGUUUCAACGAUUCCGAAAAAUCAAUGCCAGAAAAUUCUUAAUAUUACCACAUCCAAACCGCACGAUGAGAAGAAACCGAAUCGAAAUGCCCCAUAUCGACUCAAUUCAAGCCCCAACUCCGAAUCUCCGAACAAUUCCUAUAUCGAUCCGCAACAUACCUCUGAAAUCCCUCACACAAAAGAUCAAAGUUUUUCAGUAGAAGUAAAGGAGAGAGAACAUUACAUAGAUAACUUGGCAGAAUCAGUACCCGGAGCAGCGCCGGUGGCGAAUUCAGAGACCGGAGCGAUGAAGAUGAAGGAAAUCCAUGAGAGGGCAACAGAAGUUCAUGAUGCUCUGAAGCACAUAAGAGGAAAUGUCCAAAGCUCAUUUGAGAGAAGAAAUCACAUGAAAGCCAUAUUGAGUAUGUAAAUUAAAUUAUUCUAUUUUAACUUUUUUUUUUCAAAAAAAUAAAAAUAAAAGAAAUGAAGAGAUUAAUUUUUCAAGCAGUGACAUUAUAUUAUAUAUAAAUAUAUAAUAAUUUGAAUGUUUAGGGUAAGAUUUUUCUUUUUCUUUUUUUUUUUCUUCAUUUAAUAAAAGGAGGCCUCAAGAAUGGGACAAAUGGUCUUAAGGUAAAAGAUAAAGAAUAGCUUUGUACUUUGUUUUCUUUUUUAUAUAAUUAUUUUGGGAGUA
Messenger RNA from Cucumis sativus (cucumber), 1186 nucleotides. RefSeq lists its product as uncharacterized. The transcript has 5 exons. NCBI's taxonomy places the organism in Eukaryota, Viridiplantae, Streptophyta, Magnoliopsida, Cucurbitales, Cucurbitaceae. The record is from RefSeq and is a predicted model, not a curated record. Bases 176 to 925 code for a protein of 249 amino acids.